This is a messenger RNA of Anopheles darlingi, 1283 nucleotides long. Its product is annotated as short-chain dehydrogenase/reductase family 16C member 6-like. The record is from RefSeq and is a predicted model, not a curated record. NCBI's taxonomy places the organism in Eukaryota, Metazoa, Arthropoda, Insecta, Diptera, Culicidae. The transcript is spliced from 5 exons. Gene Ontology annotation, molecular function: oxidoreductase activity, acting on the CH-OH group of donors, NAD or NADP as acceptor. The coding region runs from base 30 to 1118 and encodes 362 amino acids. Gene Ontology annotation, cellular component: lipid droplet.
UCCUCGUUUUGAGGCGUUCACACCACACCAUGAACAUUCUGGAGGAUGACAACAUCGACAAUGCAAUCUCGGUGUUCCGUAGUGAUAGGCAAUUUAUCGAUAAUAACAGCAGCGGCAUACCGCCCCGACCUACACCUGCGCGACAACCAACAACAACGGAGUCAGCGGCUGGCGUCGUCGAUCGCACCCGUACACCAAAUGCCGGCGUGAAGAUGUACAACGUGAUGAUCCUCAUCAUCGACAUCGUCGUUAUGUUGAUACGAUGGAUCUACUAUAUGCUCGAGUCGCUGUUUCGCUCGGUGGUACCACCACCGGCUGAUAGCGUCCACAAUGACGUCGUGCUCAUUACUGGUGCCGGCCACGGCAUGGGCAGGUGCAUGGCCCUGCAAUACGCCGAGCUUGGCGCAACCGUCGUGUGCCUGGACAUUAACGAGCGCAUGAACGCAGACACGGUUGCCACCAUACGGCAGCAGCGUGGGAAUGCUUUCGGCUUUGUGUGCGAUGUUACCAACCAUCAGCAGAUUAUCGAAACAGCGGAGAUGGUGAAACAAGAGGUAGGUACCGUGACGAUUCUGGUGAACAAUGCCGGCAUCAUGCCCACCCACCCACUGCUGCAGCAGACCGAGGGCGAGAUUCGCAAAACCUUUGAAAUCAACGUGAUGGCGCACUUCUGGCUGCUGCAGAGCUUCCUGCCGGGCAUGAUCGAGAAAAACCGUGGAUUUAUCGUGGCACUGUCAUCGGUGGCCGGACUGUGUGGGCUAAAUAACCUCGUCCCGUACUGUGGCAGCAAGUUUGCUGUUCGUGGUAUCAUGGAGGCACUAGCGGAGGAAUUGCGACAGGAUGCCCGAAAACCCAACAUCCGCUUCACAACCGUCUACCCGUAUAUGGUGGACACGGGGCUGUGCAAGAAGCCCCGCAUGCGCUUUCCCAACCUGAUGCGCCUGGUUAAGCCGGAAGAGGCGGCGGCCGCCAUUAUUGACGGGCAGCGACGCGGUCAAGAGGAGGUAUCCAUCCCGAAGUAUCUCCUGUAUCUCAACACCACCAUUCGGAUGUUCCCAUUGAAGGUGGGCACAUUGCUUCGCGACUUUCUAGACACCGGGGUGGAGUCUGAUUUGUAGACCAACAUGGUCUUCUUGCAGCACCGUUACCGUUAAAGUUUAUGUUUACCUCUGACAGCUCAUGCACUUUAUAAUACUACCAGGAUGGUUUGCAGUUAAUUGGAAACGUAAAAUCGGCGAUAAGAUUUAUGAAUAAAAAAACAUACAAAAACCAUCUCGUGAGUA